Messenger RNA from Scleropages formosus (Asian bonytongue), 2160 nucleotides. Its product is annotated as ras association domain-containing protein 2-like. Gene Ontology annotation, cellular component: nucleus; cytoplasm. Gene Ontology annotation, biological process: positive regulation of protein kinase activity; signal transduction; positive regulation of JNK cascade. The record is from RefSeq and is a predicted model, not a curated record. NCBI's taxonomy places the organism in Eukaryota, Metazoa, Chordata, Actinopteri, Osteoglossiformes, Osteoglossidae. The coding region runs from base 236 to 1201 and encodes 321 amino acids. The transcript is spliced from 10 exons.
GCGACGCACAGCCCCCCCCGACCGCGCCGAUUGUUUCCGAUUGUUGCCGUGGCUGAAAGAAGAGAGAGGCGAAGCGCACCGAGCAGCACUGGACCGGGAGCGGAGCGCAGAAAGGGGGCAAAAGGAGGAGAAAAAGGGCCGCUGAGCACGAGCCACACCCGACCACAGAGCACGAGGCGUCGGCGGGAGUCUCAGCUGGAGGACACCCCACCCAUGUUGUUCCUGCUUGACGAGGAUGAGUGACGGACAGGACGGCGUUCAGAUCGGGGAGAACAAGUUCAUCAGCAAGAACACUUUGCUCUCGCACCUGAAGACGUACAACCUGUACUAUGAGGGCCAGAAUCUGCAGCUCAGGCACAGGGAGGAAGAAGGCGAGCUCAUCGUAGAGGGGCUGCUCAACAUCUCGUGGGGUUUGCGGAGACCCAUCAGGCUCCAGAUGCAGGACGACAACGAGCGGAUCCGGCCGCCCCCUUCCUCCACGUCCUGGCACUCCGGCUGCAACCUGGACACGCAGAGCAAGGAGGGCUCCGCGCAGAAGGCACCUUCCAUCGAGGUGACGGUGUGCGACGAGGCGUCGCAGGACCCGGCGGCGAAGGACGAGGGCGACGCAGGAGACGACGGCGAGGCUUCGUCGCAGCUCCUGAGAACAAAGAGCGACGCGGGGGUGCUGCGGCGAGGUGCCCGACGGUCACCGAGCGACCAGAGGAAAAUCAGACGGCAUCGAUUCUCCAUCAACGGCCACUACUACAACCACAAGACGGCCGUGUUCACGCCCGCGUACGGUUCCGUCACCAACGUGCGCAUCAACAGCUGCAUGACGACGCCUCAGGUGCUGCGCGUGCUGCUCAACAAGUUCAAGAUCGAGAACAGCCCCGACGACUUCGCCCUCUACCUCGUCCGCACCAGCGGCGAGCGCGUGCAGCUCAAGCGCACAGACUACCCCCUGGCCGUGCGGGUGCUGGAGGGGCCCUGUGAGCAGGUCAGCCGCGUCUUCCUCAUGGAGCAGGACCUGGGGGAGGAGGUCACCUACGACGUGGCGCAGUACAUCAAGUUCGAGAUGCCCGUGCUGCAAAGCUUCAUCACCAAGCUGAAAGAGGAGGAGGACAGGGAGGUGCAGAAGCUCAGGACCAGGUACACGGCUCUGCGUUGCAUCAUCGAGAAGCAGCUGCAGUGCGUGCCCGAGGGUACCGCCUGUAUGUGAGCGCGAUCGGCUCCCCGGAACACCGAGGCGCCCGACCCCUUCGUUGCCAGCGACUCCUCUUCCUCCUCUUCGCCUCCAUGUCUGUCUGCUGGCUCCUCUCUCACAAAACAAGCCGGCGAGCCCAUCCCCCAGCCCUCGCAUUCGCUGAACGUCUGCCUGCAACCUGCAGUGAGCCACAAUAUAGCAAUAAUGAUGAUGAUGAUGAUGAGGGUGGUGGUGGUGGUGCCCGUCACGAUGACGGUGAUGGGAAGUUUAACCGAAAGCACUUUUCCCGAGGACUUUGUGCGCGCCGUCUUCGCGCGACCCGCACGUUCAUCCUCGUGUCCCGCCCCGCCGCGAAGCAGGACUUCGGCCCCGUCCGCCGAAACCCUUCGGGGUGACUUAAGCCCCUCCGUCCAGGGACCGAAGCAGCGCUUGCGGGAAGCGGCCGCUCCGCUCCGCCGCGAUCUCGGUCGUAGAGCGACGGUGACGACGAAGACGAAGGCUGCUCGAGCGCCAAGUCGAAACUAAAAGCACAGCUCCUCCAGCGUUUCGAAGCUCUCCCUGCAUGCGACGGAUGCGCGAUGGCGUUUUUUUAAAGCAAGUGAUGGCGCACGUGUCCGCUCUGACUGCAGCAGCUCAGGGGAUCAAGACUUUAGGGUUACAUGGAUGUAUGAGACUGCUGAUGACUGUCAGACUGAGGUCAAGGUGCAGCUUCCCACUACGUGUGUGUGUGUGUGUGUGUGUGUGUGUGUGUGUGUGUGUGUGCGCGCGUCUGGUGUUCUGCAGUUCGUCUGGAUGUUGCCCCUUUAUGUCCUUCUGGCUAAUUGUACUGCGGGUUAUUCUGCAGGUCAUAGAGAGCAUAGUUUUUGUACUCUGAUGCAGCAAAGGAAUCGGCUCUGAAGGUGUUUUCUAAUUUUAAUGCAAAUUUCGAUCAUUGUGACUUUGAUGAUCAUUAUGAUGUAAUAAAAACAUGACCU